AUGGUUACUUCUUGGAUAUUGAACUCAAAUUCGAAAGAGAUUGUUGAAGCCUUUUUAUAUACAACCUCGGCUAGAGAGUUGUGGAAGGAGUUAGAAGAAAGGUUUGGUGAACGUAAUGGACCUUUAUUGUAUCAGAUACAGAGGGAAAUUAGUUCACUUGCUCAAGGAAAUAUGCCUGUUGUGCAGUAUUAUACGAAGUUCAAAAAAUUAUGGGAUGAAUUGACAUGUUUGAUGGCUAUACCACAGUGUAGUUGUGGUGUGGCUAAAUCGGUAGCAGGGAUAACUUCUUUUAAUCGAUUAAUGCAAUUUCUUAUGGGUUUGAAUGAUAGUUUUGAUCAUAUUAAAAAUCAAAUCUUGGUUAUGGAUCCUUUACCUACUGUAAACAAGGCAUAUUCAAUGAUCUUGAGGGUUAAAAAGCAAAGAGAAGUGCAUGUAGUGUUUGCUAAACAUCUUGAGAAUAGUGCUCUAUUUGCUAAAGCAAAAAAUUUUAAAAAGGAAGCAAUUGUUAAGAAUGGGUACAGGAGGAAGGACAUGGUGAAGAAGUCUAAAAGGCAUUGUGAGUUUUGCAACAAUGGUGGACAUACGAAAGAGACUUGUUUUAAGCUUCAUGGUUAUCUAGACUGGUACAAAGAAUCAAAAGAACAAAAGGGAAAAUCUCAGCCUAAGAAUUAUGCCAAUAUGACAAAUACUCCACUGGAACGUGAAAAUGAACAAAAAAGCAAUGGGAUUGAAUGCAGUGCUACACUAUCUGAGCUAAUUUAA
Pistacia vera is the source of this 762-nucleotide messenger RNA. RefSeq lists its product as uncharacterized. The transcript has a single exon. Bases 1 to 762 code for a protein of 253 amino acids. The record is from RefSeq and is a predicted model, not a curated record. NCBI's taxonomy places the organism in Eukaryota, Viridiplantae, Streptophyta, Magnoliopsida, Sapindales, Anacardiaceae.